Messenger RNA from Bicyclus anynana (squinting bush brown), 3301 nucleotides. RefSeq lists its product as uncharacterized. The coding region runs from base 657 to 2618 and encodes 653 amino acids. Lineage: Eukaryota; Metazoa; Arthropoda; Insecta; Lepidoptera; Nymphalidae. The transcript has a single exon. The record is from RefSeq and is a predicted model, not a curated record.
AUUGCAUAUUGAAAUAAUCUUAAUCUAAAUAUAUAACAGCAAAAGGUCACUCGUUACGAAAUCUCGAAACAGCUUGAUGCAAAAAGAUGAAAUUUGGUAGGGAGGUAGUUUGUACUUAGUAGACGUCCGCUAAGAACGGAUUUUGCAUCAGGGUUGAGUAAAGGCAGUCUAAGGGCGAACGAAGUCGCCGGCGUCCGCUAGUAUGAAAUAUGUGUGCAUGUAAAGGAAAUUGGCUAGCCUUCGCUAAUCAAAGCCUACAUUCCGCUAUUUGAAUUGCUAUCCGGAUUACAUGAGAUAAGUUAAGAUAAGAAGUUGUCUUUUACUACUCCUACUAUAUUAUCAUCACAAUGCUACUUGUAUGUACCUAUUGAACGAUUCAUUAAUAAAAUAUCAUAGCUUCAAAAUUAGGAUAAAUUUAUUUAUGUUAAUCUAUAGGUUUUACUAGUAGUUUACCCUGAAUCAAUGUCUUAUGAAAUGUAUUUCUUACUUAGUUGACCCGCUCUCCUUCGGAAGGGGCAUUGUCUAGUAUCAACUGUAGCCGCAGAAGCCUAUAUCACGUGACGCUACCACCGUCUAGUUACCCAUCUGCGUCACCUUAUUAUUCCCUUACAAAAUAUUUUGCAAGACUUGUCAAGAAAAAGGUUAUCACAAGACAAAUGUUGCGCAAACUUUUACACGAAAAGACGUGGGCUAAAGCGUUCGAAUUGACUGGAUACCCGGUCAGACGGAGGCAUAAAAAUCACAUCAAACUUAAAAUCGAUAACGAUGGUACUAUUGCCACAGAGACAGAAGGUUCUGAUAGCGAUAGGAACUCAGAAGAUAGUGAUAGGGAGGUGGAGACAACAGAUUAUUCGAACUCGAGUUGCACUGAUGCAGAAGCUUCUAGCUCAAAUAAUCUUAUUGUAAGACAAAAUGCCAUGGACAGCAUUGGUCCUAGGACUAUCUCAUCGUCGUGUAGCAGUUGGGGAAGUAACUUUGGUUAUGUGCGAUAUUUCGACACAAGUAAUGAUAUGCAGUGUGAUAUGCCGCAAACUAACAUUGUAGGCGACUGCACCAAAAACAUAUUUGUAUCCCUCCCGUCCGAUACUGAUCUGAGAGACUCGAACGAGUACACUUUACAGAGGUCUUCCAAAGCCAAUAAUUUAAAUGUUAAUCCUUCACUUAAUCAACAUUCCGAUAGUGCUGAAAAUUCUAGUUUUGAAGUGAGGAAUUAUAAGGGCUGCGAGGAUUUGGUAAAUAUGGAUCAAAAUAUUCAAAUCAAUACUCUAGGCACAGAAGAAUCGGACUUUAUUCCAACACGACAAAGUUUUCCAAACUUCAGCGGCCGAAAUGACUUGUAUCCUAAGCUGUGGAAGUCUAAUGAAGAAUAUUACACUCGAGAAGACGAUGACAACAAUAAUAUAAUCAUGACAGACUUGCUGCAAGUACUAGAUCCACCCUCGCCCAAAUAUUGUCGCGACUUUCCGGUAGAUUCAAUAAUCAUUGAUCCACCACCUAUGUUCCGGAACGAAGACGAAGACCUUAAGAUUUUAAACGUUAAUCUGAACCCCAAUAUACCUUUUCGCAAACACUCGAUCAACUCUGAUAAAAGAAUUAGGAGGUCGAUGUCGAGGUCUAUGGUAGAAACUGAAAAUAAUAAAAAGAAUAACAAUUCACAUCUAGAGAGAAUGAGCUCUCAGUCGGAUAACUCUAAAGUUCGUCGAAAAUGUGAAUGUUGCAAUCGAUCCUUAUGUCCAAGUCCUAGAUCAUCGGAUUCCGGGGUCGCUGGAAGCUGUAAUUUGGCUUCUCCUGACUUAAAUAUGCACGGAAAUGACUCUGAUAGUCACGAAAAGUCAUCGGAUAAUAUGACAGAUUCUCUUAAUAAUUUGUCUCAAAACACAUUCAAUCAUCGAAAAUUGACGUUAUCUGAAAUUGAAGCUGCUAACUAUGAAGAUCAAUGCAGAUGCACGUCGCCUUUUGGGUCUACUGCUAGGACAUCAUGUGUCACUAGUGUUACUUCUGAAAGCAGCUUCGAUGUAAAAGAUUUGUCCAAUACAAACUUAACGUCUACAUUUGCUGCUAAUCCCCCUGUAUCCUCGCCUCAAAUUCAAAGGACAUCCAUACACAGGCACAUCGACAGAUACGUUCCAGAAAUAAAACUUAAACCCGAAGUACCUCCGCGUAUUUAUCGAAAACCCAGCACUCAUAUGGAAAUUCCUAAAAAUGUUCGGCAACCAAUGCCAUGUCAGUGGAGUACACUCAAUAUUACGGAACGCACAAAACCCAGUCUACAUUACCAUAUGCGAAUAUACCGAGAGAAACCGGAUGACAACUCAAACAGAUUGUCUCGAAAAGAGACCUCUCGCAAUUGCGAUAUUUACAACAAAGUUAACAAACAAACCAGUGAUAAAUCGAGUGUAACACAAAAAUCUAGAUCGCGUAGCGAAGAUUUGUCAAAAAUGCAGAAGAGUCUGACGGAAUCUCAGACUGGUUUCAUGGUGUAUCGUUCGGACUUGUAUGCCCACUGGUGGAUGAAAGCAAAAUUACCCAUUACCGUGGUCACCGACUCAGGCAAGGAUUAUUUUUUUGUAAAGGAAACUGUUUGUGUAUCACUGGUUUUGAAGAUAUUGCUGCCUUGAAUUUUGUAACCACUAGAUUAAUAUUGUCAUCAGAGUGACCCCGGUACUGCAGUGCUUUACUUGAUCAUCCUUGCCUGUGUUUAUUCAUUUACUAACAGAAAUAUCACUGCAAUUAGAUCAUACACUAACAUAUUAAGAAACUUGUGCAUGGAAAGGCUUACUAUGUUUGUCCAUGUACAUAAAUAAUAUAUUUUCAUCAGCAAACUCCCAAUUGAAUGGGUUGUAUUAAUGACGCAGCUAAAUGGCAGACUCUGCAGUAUAAACUUUUGUAGUAGUGUGAAUAAAAAAACAAGCCCAUUAUAAACAAAAAUGUGUACCUAAUAGUUGUAACCUUUAUGGCCUUUAGUACUAAUUGUGGCUUACAGUGUAUUUGCCGUGUUAGCUUAAGAUACCUGUAAUUCAUAUUUAAAUACAAUAGACUCAUUGAUUUGCUUUAUUUCAUUCUCUUAAAUUUACUUAAAUAAAUUUAAUCGUUCUAAUGGUAAUAAAGAUGGUUAGAAAGAAAAGAAAAAAGAGUAACAAGACAUCUUAUCUUACUAAUAUUGUAUAAACGCAAAGUUGGUAUGGAUGUUUGUUACUCUUUAACGCCGUUAUUACUAAAGCGAUUUGGCUGAAAUUAUAGGCUUCUUAUCCUGAAACGAUCCAUGGUUCCCGCGGUAUGGUAAAUCCCAUGAUAAAUAGGC